This is a messenger RNA of Sturnus vulgaris (Common starling), 6987 nucleotides long. It is a transcript of the gene BRWD1, whose product is annotated as bromodomain and WD repeat domain containing 1. Gene Ontology annotation, biological process: cytoskeleton organization; regulation of cell shape; regulation of transcription by RNA polymerase II. The record is from RefSeq and is a predicted model, not a curated record. NCBI's taxonomy places the organism in Eukaryota, Metazoa, Chordata, Aves, Passeriformes, Sturnidae. Gene Ontology annotation, cellular component: nucleus. Gene Ontology annotation, molecular function: protein binding.
CAGCCCGCCAUGGCCGAGCCUGCGGCCUCUUCCAGCUCCGGCGCGUCGCUGCCGCUCAUUGAAUCAGAGCUUUACUUCCUCAUCGCCCGGUUCCUGAGCACCGGGCCCUGCAGGAGAGCGCUGAAGGUGCUGGUGCAGGAGCUGGAGCAGCACCAGUUGCUUCCUAAAAGGUUGGAUUGGCAAGGAAAUGAGCAUUAUAGAAGUUACGAAGAAUUGGUGCUAUCCAACAAACAUGUGGCUCCAGAUCAUUUAUUACAAAUUUGCAAACGUAUUGGCCCUAUCCUGGAUAAGGAGAUCCCACCCAGCAUUUCCAGAGUGAAUUCCUUACUUGGGGCAGGGAGGCAGUCCUUGCUACGGACAGCUAAAGAUUGCAGGAACACGGUUUGGAAGGGCUCUGCAUUUGCUGCUCUUCAUCGAGGCAGACCCCCUGAAAUGCCUGUGAACUAUGGCACCCCACCAAAUCUUGUGGAGGUGCAUCGAGCAAGGCAAUUAACUGGAUAUGCCAAGUUCAGCACAUCAUUCCCAGGAAGUAUGUACCAGCAUGUCAAGAUGCACAGGAGGAUCCUUGGCCAUCUCUCUUCUGUAUAUUGUGUUGCAUUUGACAGGACUGGGCACAGAAUAUUUACUGGCUCAGAUGACUGUCUGGUGAAGAUCUGGUCCACUCACAAUGGCAGAUUAUUUGCCACCUUACGAGGACAUUCAGCAGAGAUUUCUGACAUGGCUGUGAACUAUGAGAACACCAUGAUUGCAGCUGGGAGCUGUGACAAGAUGAUCCGAGUGUGGUGUUUGAGGACUUGUGCACCAGUUGCUGUCCUCCAUGGGCACACAGGGUCCAUUACCUCAUUGCAGUUCAGUCCCAUGGUGAAAGGCUCCCUGAGAUACAUGGUCUCCACUGGGGCAGAUGGAACUGUUUGCUUUUGGCAGUGGGAUACAGAUUCCAUGAAAUUCAACACCAAGCCAGUGAAGUUCACAGAGAAGCCCAGACCAGGGGUUCAGAUGCUUUGUUCUUCCUUCAGUGUGGGUGGUAUGUUUUUAGCAACUGGCAGCACUGACCAUGUCAUCAGGAUGUAUUUUUUUGGCUCUGAAACACCUGAGAAAAUAGCUGAAUUGGAAAGUCAUGCUGACAAAGUUGACAGCAUUCAGUUUUCUAAUGGUGGGGACAGGUUCAUAAGUGGCAGCAGAGAUGGAACAGCUCGGAUCUGGCGUUUCGAACAGGCAGAAUGGAGGAGCAUUUUGUUGGAUAUGUCUGAUCGACUGCUGGGUGACACUUGUGCAGAAGAAGACAAAUUCAUGAAGCCUAAAGUGACAAUGAUAGCUUGGAACCAAAAUGACAACUAUGUUGUUACGGCUGUGAAUAAUCACCUGCUCAAAGUUUGGAAUUCCAGUACAGGGCAGCUGCUCCAUGACUUGGUGGGCCAUGCAGACGAGGUGUUUGUCUUGGAGACCCACCCCUUCGAUUGCAGGAUAAUGCUGUCUGCAGGUCACGAUGGCAACAUCUUCAUAUGGGACAUCACCAAAGGCACCAAAACAAAGCAUUAUUUUAACAUGAUUGAAGGCCAGGGACAUGGAGCUGUUUUUGACUGUAAAUUUUCCCCAGAUGGGCAGCAUUUUGCAUGCACAGAUUCUCAUGGACAUCUGUUGAUAUUUGGCUUUGGCUGUAGCAGGCCUUAUGAAAAGAUUCCUGAUCAGAUGUUCUUCCACACUGACUAUCGGCCUCUGAUCCGAGACUCCAACAACUACGUGCUGGAUGAGCAGACUCAGCAAGCCCCUCACCUCAUGCCCCCUCCCUUCUUAGUGGAUGUGGAUGGAAACCCACAUCCCACAAAAUAUCAAAGAUUGGUGCCAGGAAGAGAGAACUGUGCAGAUGAACAUUUGAUUCCUCAGCUUGGAUAUGUAGCAACAAGUGAUGGAGAAGUUGUUGAGCAGGUGAUUGGCCAGCAGACAGUUGACCAGGAUGAGCCAGGCUUGGAGCCCAGCAUUCUGGAUGGGAUGAUCAGACAGCUACAGCUGGAGCAGGAUCAGAGAAAUGGAGCUGAUCAAGAAUCUGCUCCAAGUGGCCCCCAAAACGGAGAGGGAACACCCAGGAGAGCUUUCAGAAGGCCGAGUUUGGACAUCCAGUCCCCUCCCAACAUCGGGCUGCGGCGCAGCGGGCAGGUGGAGGGCGUGCGGCAGAUGCACCAGAACGCCCCGCGCAGCCAGAUGGCCACCGAGAGGGACCUGCAGGCCUGGAGGCGCAGGGUGGUGGUGCCUGAGAUCCCCCCCAGCUUGCUCAGGAAACAGGAAGAAUAUCGGAUUGCAAAAGGGGAAGAAGAGAGAGAUCUUUAUGCAACAGAGAAGAAAAAGUCAUUUGAGUCACUGGAAAAGAGUGACUCUGAGUCUUCAUUAAUCCAAUCAAAGCGUCGACUGCACAGACGGAAAUAUUCCAACUACAGGACAAGGAAGAACAUUGAGCAGCUGGAGUCUUCUGAGGAGGAGAGGGACAACUGCCUUGGCUUGAUAGAGCAGGAAGCUGAAGAAAGUGAGGGCUCUGGUUCAUCUGAUGAAGAGGAAGAGUGGAGAAGUGACAAGAAAAGCAAUAGCAAUAGUUCUAGCGAUUCCUCGAGCCGAUAUUCCGACUGGAUCGCGGACGCCGGGAUCAACCUGCAGCCGCCGGUGCGCACCUCGCGCAGGAAAGCGCUCAGGUACUGCAGCACCUCCGAGGAUGAGGUGUCAGCUGAGAAAUCCUCUCCUCCCAAGAGGAGGAGGAGGAAGAGGAGGAAAAAACCCAAACCAAAAAAGCAGGAGGAGGCUGAUGCUGCAGCACAACCACUGAACUUGGAGCUGUCCUACGACUGUCACCCUCCAGUUUGGAUCACAGACACGGCUCUCCGAAGGUCCCCGUUUGUCCCUCAGAUGGGGGACGAGGUGAUAUAUUUCCGACAAGGGCACGAAGCUUACAUUGAAGCUGUGAGAAGAAAUAACAUUUAUGAACUGAAUCCACACAAGGAGCCUUGGAGAAAAGUGGUGCUUAGGGAUCAGGAAUUGGUAAAAAUUGUUGGAAUUAGAUACGAAGUUGGUCCUCCCACAUUGUGUUGCCUCAAGCUUGCCUUUAUAGAUCACGCCACUGGGAAACACACAGACAAAUCAUUUUCCAUCAGAUACCACGACAUGCCAGAUGUUAUCGACUUCCUUAUCUUACGUCAGUUCUACGACGAAGCCCGGCAGAGGAACUGGCAGGCCUCCGACAGGUUCCGCUCCAUUAUCGACGAUGCCUGGUGGUUUGGGACAGUGCUGGGUCAGGAACCUUAUCAGCCUCAGUACCCAGACAGUCACUUCCAGUGUUACAGUGUCAAAUGGGACAAUGGUGAAAUUGAAAAGCUGAGCCCGUGGGACAUGGAACCAGUCCCUGAUAAUGUUGAUCAGCCUGAAGAAUUAGGAGCGAGUGUCUCUGUGACUUUGGAAGAGGUGGAGAAGCUCCUGUACAAACCCCAGGAGGGGGAGUGGGGGAUGAAGUCCCGUGAUGAGGCCUGUGAAAGGAUUAUCCGUGGGAUUGAUCAGCUCAUGACUCUUGACAUCUCAGCAGCUUUUGCUGGCCCAGUGGACCUGUGCACGUACCCCAAGUACUGCACGGUGAUCGCGUAUCCCACGGACCUCAACACCAUCCGCACCCGGCUGGCCAACAGGUUCUACAGGAGAAUUUCAGCAUUGGUUUGGGAAGUCAGAUACAUUGAAAGCAAUGCCAGAACCUUCAAUGAGCCUGGGAGUGCUAUUGCCAGAGCUGCAAAAAAAAUCACCACACAGCUCCUCAAGUUUAUCAAUGACCAGGACUGUACAAAUAUUUUUGAAUUAUGUAGCACAACAGAUGAUGAACAAGAUUGUCAUGAUGCUGAUCUGGAUGAUGAAAAAUGUGUUCCAAGAACAUCAUACAGAAGAAGAAAAGGACGGGGUUUAAAAAAAGGAAAAACCUUGAAAAGUGGCUAUGAUGAAAACUGUUGGAAGAAGCAGUGCAUGGAACUGGUGAAUUUAAUUUUCCAGUGUGAGGAUUCUGAACCCUUCAGGCAGCCAGUUGAUUUGGAUCAAUAUCCUGAUUACAGACAUAUUAUAGACACUCCAAUGGAUUUUGGUACAGUGAAGGAAACUCUGGAAGCUGGGAAUUAUGACACUCCAAUGGAACUGUGCAAAGACAUCAGACUGAUAUUUAGUAAUGCAAAAUCUUAUACUCCAAACAAAAAGUCAAAGAUUUACAGUAUGACCUUGAGAUUGUCAGCACUGUUUGAAGAGAAAAUCCGAAGAAUUGUUUCAGAUUUCAAAAAUGGGCAGAAACAGAACGAAAAGCUACGGAAAAACCAGAGGUGCACGAGAAGAUUUAAUAAUCAAAGCUCAGUGCAGCAGCCCACCAAAAUGCUCAGAAAUCUGAAGCAGAAACCAUUAAAGUCUCAGGCCAAACUUGAAUGUGAGCAGGAAGAUUCUUUUCCUCAGCCUACCUCAAGCAGAGCCGCCUGUGUCACAAGCCAUAAACCCAACGCUGGCUCCUCCAACCAGAGUUCCUCGGGAGAAUCCUCGGAUUCUGCCUGCCUGCCCUCCUUUGAGAGGAAUGGGAAGGCCAGAUCCACAACACUAACUAAUUGUUCUGCUUUGUCAUCAGAGAGUGAAAUAGAAGGUUCUGGGGUUUCUUCACCUACUUCCUCUUCAUCUUCCUCCUCCUCAAGCAGCUCAGAAGACAGCAAAGGCUGUUCUGGGGCUCCUGUGUCCUCUCCCCUCCACAAUGGCGUGUGCAGGAGGAACAGCAGUCGCAGGCUGACUCGGAACCGAGCUGCUCAGAGGAAACAGACAGGAACACUUCUUCAGGAGAACGGGAAUACAAGGAAAGCAGUCAGGAAAAAGUUAUAUGGAAGUGACUCUGAAAAUACUUCAGCAGUGACAUCCGAGCCCCUCAGCAACAGCAAGGGCAGGCACAGGAAGACGCCCCGCAGGAGCGCUGCUGUGGCUGCCAACAAACUGAGGCUGAUGAGUGACGUGGAGGAAGAGGUGUCGAGCUCGGAGAGCAUCGGCAUCUGCAGGAACAGGAAGCUCCCGCACCGCAACGCCUCGGCCGCCGCCAGGAGGAUGCUGCUGGAGGGAUCCGAGGAUGAGGCAGGCUUGAAGUCUGAGAGUGACAAAGAAAUAGAAGAGCAGCUCACCAAGAGGAAAACUCUUUCUCAGGCUGGCUGCUCUGCUCCACGGAGGAAAUUCGUCAGUGAUUCUGAGAAUGGGAGCUCGGAUUCCGAGCCCGACACGCAGACCAAGCAGAAGAGCUGGCAGAGCAAUGGGCACAAACAGCUCCGGGGCCCUGUCUGCUCUGUGUCUCCCAAAGUGAAAAGUCCCACCUUAGACUUUUCAGAGGAGGACUCCAAAAGCCAUAAUUCCGAGGAUGGCAGCAGCCAAAAGGUUUCUGGCCAGUCAACACCUACACAUCACAAGCCUGCAGUGAGCAAUUCUGAGGAUGAGGUGGACUCGGAGUCGGACAGGUGGAAUGGCAGGAAAGGCUCUGGGCUGCAGCUAUCCCCUCCUUCAAAAAAAGCAAAAGUCUUGAGUGAUUUAGAGGACACAGCAGAAUCUGAAGCAGAAGCCAGAGAGGAGGAGGAGGAGGAGGAGAGCUGUGUGUGGGACAGCUUGGUGCCCACCAGGAUUGUGAGGAGUUCCAAAUCUGGAGCUGCCUCCAGCUUCCAUCGCUCUUCUGAUUCAGACUCGGAGAGUGAUUCCAAUAACAGCAAUUACUGUGAAACUUCUGCAAAAGCAAAGAUGAGGAAGAGGAAAGGAAAAACAAAAAUCGUUAGAAAAGAGCCAACAUCAGAGGAGGCUGGCCAAAAUGCCAAAGUGCUGCGGAGCAGGACGUGCAUCAUCAACUACAAGAAACACAUCAAGGUGUCCAGCGUGGGGGAGAAGAAGAACCCCCGCAGGUGUGCCACGCUGGCUGCCAGCAAGAUCAAAAUAAUGAGCGAUGCAAAGGAGGAAUUAUCCAGCUCAGAAAGCGUUUGCCCCGUCAGGAAGAACCGCAAGCAGCUCCAGGGCAGCGUGUCCUCAGCCUGCAGGAAGAAGCUGUUCGACAGCUCGGAGGUGGAGCCGUGUUCCAGGUCUGAACACGAGAGCGAGCAGGUUUCUGGCAGGAGAAAACCUUCCUGCCCUGAGUCUUCUGUUUCGAAAAGGAAAUACAUUAUUGAGUCUGAGAAUGAAAGGACUGACUCGGAGACAGAGACUCAGAAGCAGAGUGAGAACCACGUGCAGCCACACAAACCCCUCUGUGCUGCGGCUCUGAAUCAUUUUGACUACGACUCCUCGGAGGAGAAUUCCACAAACCACAGGGUAGAAAAUGGGGGGAACUGGGGGAUUUCUAGGCGGGCAGCUUCAGCCCACAACCAUUGUACGAGUAACUCCGAAGAGGAGGUAGAUUCUGACUUAGCUAAACUUGAAACUAAAAAUACCAGAGUAGCAGCGAAUAAAAAACCCAGAGCUUCUUUCAAGAGAUUAAAACCGGUGGAUGACUCCAAAGAAACAACAGAAUCUGAAAUGGGGGGAAAGAAAGAGGAGAAAAGCUCUGCCUCCGAGGAUGCAGAAGCACCUGGGACUGCAGGAAGCUCCAAAGCCAACUUCACGUGUUUCUCCUCGGACUCUGGCACCGACACCACCAUCUGCAGCGACGCCACCACGGAAACCAGGAAGCGCAAGAGGAGAUCCAAACCCGCCAGGAAAGAAAGCAUCAACUCGGAGCUGCUGAAGCCUUGCCGGAGGCCGCAGCGGAGGAGGCGGAAGCGGCGGAAAGGCAGCCAGGAGCAGGACUCGGAGGAGCUGGAGUUCGGCGGGUGCCGGCGGGCGCGGCGGCGCUCCAAGAUCCGCACACGCAACGGCGGCCGGCGCACCGUGCGCUACGACGACUGCGACGACGACGACGACAGAGCCCUCGAGGAGGCCGGCUGCGAAACGUAACCUUAACACAAAAGGAAAGCCAGCCCAUCUUUUCUUUUUUUUUUU